Nilaparvata lugens (brown planthopper) is the source of this 2208-nucleotide messenger RNA. Its product is annotated as polymerase delta-interacting protein 2. The record is from RefSeq and is a predicted model, not a curated record. NCBI's taxonomy places the organism in Eukaryota, Metazoa, Arthropoda, Insecta, Hemiptera, Delphacidae. Gene Ontology annotation, cellular component: nucleus; mitochondrial nucleoid. The transcript is spliced from 7 exons. Bases 124 to 1125 code for a protein of 333 amino acids. Gene Ontology annotation, molecular function: DNA binding. Gene Ontology annotation, biological process: error-free translesion synthesis.
UGAGAUUAUCAACAAAAACAACAACGGCGAACGACCGAUCGGUAAACCAAAACGAAAACUCUGGACUAUAACAAACUAGCCUAGUGCAAUUCAGUUGUGAUUCAAUUUAAAUAAAUUUGAAUUAUGCGAUUUCUAAUAAAGCGAUUAACUUUCAGUUGUGCUAGUAACUGUAGUCGCUCCUUAUUUCAUCAUAAUGCUAUGAAUAGUAGGUGCGUUCAACUGGCUGAAGUUGGCAGGUUGAACACCCCAAAGAACCAGGGGAAAUAUGAUACUGGUCAAUUAUUUCUUCACAGAGUUUUUGGAUAUCGAGGUGUUAUCCUUUUCCCAUGGCUGGCAAGAGUUUACGACAGAGAUAUACCAAAUAAACGAGAGAGCAUUGAGGAUACGUCGCAUGUCAGUAAGGAAGUGAAAGGAAGUACCCACACCUUCUACCAAGUUCUAAUCGAUUCAAGAGAUUGUCCUCACAUUAGAGCUCAAACAGAAGCAGUUACGUUCUUGGGGAAUCAAGAGAGCAGCAGAAGCUUGUAUGCGAUUCCCGGUUUGGAUUACGUCGCUCAUGAGGACAUUCUACCGUAUACGACCACUGAAAAACAGCCAUUGCAGCACGAGCUAUUCGACAAAUUCUUGAUGUAUACAAGUGAAAAAGAUCCUCCAUUUGCUGCCCAAGAGACGCUGCGCGCUUGGCAAAAGAAAAACCACCCAUGGCUGGAACUGUCCGAUGUACAUAAAGAAACGACCGAAAACGUCCGAAUUACUGUGAUACCUUUCUACAUGGGAUGCCGUGAUUCUCAAACUUCCUCUGUCUAUUGGUGGCGUUACUGCAUCCGACUUGAGAACCUGGGUGAACUAACGGUGCAGUUGCGGGAGAGACACUGGCGCAUUUUCUCUCUGUCAGGGACACUGGAGACGGUGAGGGGUCGAGGUGUCGUGGGACAAGAGCCUAUCCUCUCCAAGAGUCUGCCCGCCUUUCAGUACAGCUCUCAUGUCAGUCUACAGGCUCCAAGCGGACACAUGUGGGGAACUUUCCGGAUGGAAAGAGAGGAUGGUUACACGUUUGACUGUCGCAUACCGCCAUUCUCAUUGGAAAGCAAGAAUGACGAAUCAAACCCGUCUGGCUUCAUAUAGUUUCUUCAAGGUUCGAAGAAAAUAGAUUCUGUUUUGUUCAGUUUUUUAACCUAUUUAUUCAAGAAGAUUCCUUUUACUUUCAUUUGUGAACAUGAUAGUUUCAAAAUGGUUCACAAGGUUGUCGAUGGUUUGUUUCGUUCAGUUAAUCCUCAUCGUUCUAUAAUUUCAGUUACUGUUUUGUUAGCUCUUAUAUCAUCGAUACUUCAAUUAUGUUAUCCAGGUGGUUAAGAUUUCAUAAUUACAUGUUAAUUAAACUCUUAUUAUUUAUUAUCGUGCCAAUAUACUUUCAGAAGGCUAUCAGUAGGAUAAGAACUUUUACUAAUAAAUUUCCUUCCCGUUAUUCUCUCGGAAGUAUAGGCUACUUCAAUUCCCGGAUUCAUCCACCAUACAUUUAAACAAAAAUGUAUCUUCUCCAUUUCAAUUUUGAGCCUUAAUUUUAGCCUUUAUAUCAAUUUUAGGAGUCCCGACCUCACAGCUUCUCCACCAAUUCUAUAGAGUUUUGAAACAUGACAGCAAGGGGUUUUAUAAAUAAAUAACUUUAAACAAUUUUUAACAGUUAUUCAACACAAUAGCCUUGUUCAGAUGUAAAAUGUUCAACUUCGAUUCAUGUUAUUAAUUUUGGUUAUACUGGCUUUCACAUGUUUAAAUAUUGAAUAAAUCAAAAAGUAUUAUUGUUUGAUUACAUAGUUUCCGCGAGUUUUGUUUAAUUUCUCUAUUAUAAUAAUUGAUUUGAGUUUUCGUUUGGUUACCUAUCAAAAUUACCCUUCUCUCUAGUAUUUUAUUAUAAAUCAACAUUAUAUUAAUUGUUGAUAAAGAUUGUAUAAUUUCUUUCCUAGAUCGAAUUAUUGAUAUGUUGAGUUUAUUUUCUACAUUACCUCAAGUAGUUCUACUUUUUCCAAGAAAGAUACUUGGAAUCGUUGACUAUUAAUAAUAAUUGUGUUUCGUUUCGUUCGAUAGAUUAAUUCUGUUUAUUAAGUCAAUUCAAUAGAAUAUACAUUGUAAUUAUUAUAAAAAUCGUACUAAAUUGAUGUUCAAAGCAUUAUAAUUGUUGUAAAUCAAUAAAAUGUUUGUAUAAAUAUGAAA